Molecule: messenger RNA, 1539 nt
Organism: Symbiodinium sp. CCMP2456
Lineage: Eukaryota; Dinophyceae; Suessiales; Symbiodiniaceae
Source: the annotation of a GenBank genome assembly
AUGCUCUACAAGCCACUGGAUGGAAAGGCUCUCCAUGUGGAUUUUCGUGAGGAAGCACCAGCACUAUACCAUCCGAAGACCUUCUGCAAGAAUGCGACUUGUGUUCUCGACCCCCACUGCGACUGUAAUGGAACCUGGCCGAGCACAGAGCGUUGCACUGGCGGACAUGCCACUGGCACGCCUGGCUUCCCAGCCCUUCUUUCGCUCGCAGUGCGUGAUCAACUCGCUUCCCUGCCACUCUCAGAGAUCGCCGGGCCCGCGAUAGACUUGGCUCGCAAUGGCUGGAUCAUGGACGAGGGCCUCCACAAGAGCAUUCAGCAAUAUGCCCCGCAGCUAGCCCGAGACCCUGCUUCGCGAGAGCUCUUCUUAAAUGUGAGCGGCACUGGGCCCAAGGCAGAGGUUGGUGAGAUCCUUCGAAAUCCAGACCUUGCUCACACCUUGGAGUUGAUCGUGACUGCGCCAGAUGACUUCUACACAGGGCACCUAGGUGAGGAAUUUGUGCAGGCGGCAGCACAAGGCCUCAAUAGUGUGACGGGAAAGCAUGGUGUGCUUUCCAUGGCGGAUCUGCAUGGUUACAGGGCAGUGUAUCGUGAACCAGUGCAGUACGAGUACACCACUGCCUCCGGCCUUACCUACAACAUCACCGGUUCUGCCCCACCCUUCAGCGGUGGAGUGGCGCAAGCUCAAAUCUUCAAUUACCUCGAGCAGGUGGACGGGACAGAUGCCACAGCCGCCCGCAGGCUUGGCUUCUUUAUGGAUGCGCAGAAUGCAGCAUUUGCUGACCGCAACCAGUAUGAUCAUGGCACGUCUCACAUGACGAUCAUUGAUUCCCAGGGAAACAUUGUGGCCAUGACCACGACUGUGAACAUGAUCAUGGGCUCAAGGGUAACUGUGCCCGGGCGUGGCUACCUGUUAAAUAACGAAAUGUGUGACUUCGAUUCACUGGGUAUCAUUCCACCGGAUUUCACCGGGCAGAUGACCGUCAAUGCUGCGGAGGGGGGCAAGCGCCCCAGGCGCACGGCUCUGGGGGACGAUAGCAGCUCCUUAGGUGGAAAAAGGCCGAGGUCCUCAAUGAGCCCCACUCUGGUUGUGCCAAAAGAGCCAGGCAAAGCAGCUUUCUCAUUGAUGGGCUUAGGAGCGCCUGGCGGAUCCGACAUUAUUGGUGGAGUAGCCAAUGUCCUGAGACAUACCCUGGCUGCACCAGGGGUGGAGGUUCGGCAGCUGCAGGCACACACCAAUGCCCCGCGUGCAAUCGGCAAGAAUGAGCCGAGAAUGGGCAAUGCAGUCGUGGAGUUAGCACUCUACGAGGACAAGGAGACAGUUGCUGCCUUGCAGUCUUGGGGUUACAACCUCACGCACACGCGCUGUUCUCCGAUCUUCUGCUCGGGAGAGACGUACUCUCGAGUGCAAUCUGCAAUGAUGUGGCGUGCUGAUUCGCCGUCCCGUUGGAUGUUUGUAGGGGCAGCAGACAAGCAGCGCUUGCCUACUUGUACAGUUCAGGCUCCGCAAAGCUCUGGUGACUCUGUUUUCCUGCCCUGA